AUGGGGAAAAUCGCUACUGUGCUGGUGCUCGGACUUUACCUAUCCACGGUGCUGGCAGAGUUACCGCAUUAUACCGUGUACAAAAGUUUCGAAACUGCGCUGUACGAAUGUGCCGAGUACUUCCGAAUACCGAACUGUACCGUCCAGAACUAUAUCCGCAAUUCCUACCCUGACAACAGUGAAGUGCAGAAUCUGAUCCGUUGUACCUUGAUUAAUCUGGGAGCCUGGGAUGAUCAAACCGGAGGAGGCCGAGAUUACGUACUGCGAAACUACUUCCAACCUGCUCCAGAAGACAAAUGCUACGAGCGGCGAACUCGCGAGUGUAUCUACAAGUUUGACUUUUUCUGUCCGUACAAGCGAGCUUACGAAACCUUCCAAUGCUACUACCACUACUACGGAGAACUGAUCACGGACGAUCAAUUCGUUCGUCAUGAAAUCAACGAACUGCAGCAGCUGACCUUGACCGGGCUCAACAUCUUGAAUCUGCCUCAGGAUGUUCUCAUCCAAUACUGCCGUGGCAACAUUCUACAAGAACCCAAUUUCCCGGAGUUGCUGUAUCUGCUGCUCAUCCGAGGAGGGUUCUACAGUAGCCAAGGUGGAUUCCGGUUGGAUAAUCUCUACACACAGUUAGGCGAUCCGCUUCUACUGGAACCACAGACACAACAGUGCAUUAAUGACGUGUGGAAGCAGAACUGCAGUGCCGAUGAGGUCACAAAGGUUUAUCAAGCGGUCGUCAGAUGUUUAGGUGAAAUUAACCAAAUAGUUCAGUACGUACAGGAUGGAGCCAAAGAAUUGGUAGGCGAUGGCGACGGAUGUAUCUGUUCCAAUGCACUUUAUAAUGGAAAUUAG
Messenger RNA from Malaya genurostris, 849 nucleotides. RefSeq lists its product as uncharacterized. The transcript has a single exon. Gene Ontology annotation, biological process: sensory perception of smell. Gene Ontology annotation, molecular function: odorant binding. The coding region runs from base 1 to 849 and encodes 282 amino acids. The record is from RefSeq and is a predicted model, not a curated record. NCBI's taxonomy places the organism in Eukaryota, Metazoa, Arthropoda, Insecta, Diptera, Culicidae.